Maniola jurtina (meadow brown) is the source of this 706-nucleotide messenger RNA. RefSeq names its product THAP domain-containing protein 1-like. The transcript is spliced from 3 exons. Lineage: Eukaryota; Metazoa; Arthropoda; Insecta; Lepidoptera; Nymphalidae. Gene Ontology annotation, molecular function: sequence-specific DNA binding. The coding region runs from base 283 to 687 and encodes 134 amino acids. The record is from RefSeq and is a predicted model, not a curated record.
UACUUAGUUAUUGGGUUUGGUAGUAAUGGUAGAAAAUUUUAUAUUUAGCAUUUUUAUGAUUUACCAAAACGAACAAUCCAUAAACUUUGAAACUUAAUUUUAAUAUUUUUACAGUUUAUAUGAAUAAUAAUUAUCUCGUAUUUAGAAAAUAAUCCAUCAAUACUGAGUAAAAGUUGUACUUGAAUGUUUGGGACUGGUAAUACUUAAAUGCAAGAUGGUGGUUUGUUCACUUAAAUAGUUGUGUCGUUGAUUUUCAUAAUAAACCUGUUUGUUUGUUGAAAAAUGGUGAAUUCAUGUUGUGUGUCAGGGUGCAAAAAUGAGUCUUAUCCUGGUAGCAGAUUUUCUUUCCACAAAUUUCCGAAGAAUGAAAAUCUGAAAUUGAAGUGGGGAAAUGCAGUGCCUGGAAAAAUCUCAAAAUCGUCUGUUAUUUGCAGUGAGCAUUUUAAACGUGACGACUUUAUUCCUGGUUAUAUUAGGAAAAUGCUGAAACCUGAUGCUGUUCCGUCAAUAUUUCCUAAGUUUCCCAAAAGAUCCACACCUAAAGGCCGUAUGGAUAUCCCUGACUGGCAGAAAGAAUUGGUCCCCGUCAAACAACAGCAGGAUUUGUUCAGCACACUUCAAAGACGAGCAGUUUUGCACCACAUCCAAGAGACGGAACCUACUCAAAUCGGCUAUCCCAUCCGUUAAUAUAUGGAGGCUAUUCAGU